This is a messenger RNA of Physella acuta, 2621 nucleotides long. RefSeq names its product histone acetyltransferase KAT2A. Gene Ontology annotation, molecular function: protein binding; histone H3 acetyltransferase activity. The record is from RefSeq and is a predicted model, not a curated record. Gene Ontology annotation, biological process: positive regulation of transcription by RNA polymerase II; chromatin remodeling. Gene Ontology annotation, cellular component: ATAC complex; nucleus. NCBI's taxonomy places the organism in Eukaryota, Metazoa, Mollusca, Gastropoda, Physidae.
UUAAUAGUACAGGUUGCUUCAUCAAAUUAAUUCAUGUUCGCGUCACUUUUGUUUAAAAUUUUGAUGAUAAUUUGCAUGAUCUGACAACAAUGACCGAAUAAUUAAGACAGUAGGGGUAAAUAAUAAAAGAUGUCUUCAACGACGGAAUCUACCCCAGAUGAUGGGAAUGUCGCGAAUAACAGUACUAAUACUGCACCAAAAGUCGGUACCGGUACUACUGCUACAUCAGCUACUACAACCACAACAGCCCCAGCUUCAGCUACUGAAUUGAGCAGCAAAACGAACAAUUUUCAGAGAAUCGCUCAAAAGAAAAUGCUUGUCAGAAGUUUUCCAAGGAACAAAAAAUUAGAAAAAUUAGCUGUAUAUUCAAGUUGCAAGUCUGAAGGGUGCAAAUGCAAUGGAUGGAAAAACCCCAACCCACCCCCACCCCAACCUCCAGUAGCAGAUGCAGCAUCUCAGCCUCUCGCAUCUCUGACGGAGCCGUGUAAGAGUUGCCGCCAUCCUCUAGGAGCUCAUGUCUCCCACCUCGACAACACUGACGAGGAGGAACUGAACAGGCUGCUGAGAAUUGUUGUGGACGUGGAGAAUUUGUUUGUUUGUGUUCACAGAGAGGAAGAUGCUGAAGCUAAACAAGUGUAUUUUUACUUGUUUAAGCUUUUGAGGAAAUGUAUUCUGAACAUGAGCACACCUUCAAUAGAGGGAUCCUUGGGAACUCCACCUUUUGAAAAACCAAGUAUUGCCAAGGGUGUCACAAACUUUGUUGUGUACAAAUUUGGGACUUUGGCCCAAAAAGAAUGGCAGACGAUGUACGACCUGGCCAAGAUGUUCCUGCACUGUUUGAACCACUGGAAGUUAUGGCCCCCUGCUAGCCGGGGCCAACAGUUGGAUGAGAAAGAUGAAAAUGAUUACAAGUUGAACUACACUAGGUGGUUGUGUUUCUGUCAUGUGCCAGCAUUCUGUGAUAGUCUACCCCGUCAUGAGACCACCCUGAUAUUUGGACGCACUCUGCUGCGCUCAGUGUUUCAGACCAUGAGGAGACAACUGCUGGACAAGUUUAGGGCAGAGAAAGACAAGAUGCCACCAGACAAAAAAACUCUGGUCCUGACACAUUUCCCUCGAUUUCUGACCAUGCUGGAGCAAGAAGUCUAUGGCAACAACUCUCCCAUCUGGGACCCGGAGUUUGCACAGAACACAUCCAAUUUACCCACCCCCUCUCCUGCAGUGAGCCCAGGUGGAGCCGCAGGUGUCAGUGGUUUGAGCAGAUUCACCUCCUCCACCGUGGCCACAGACUCCUACAGUGCUUUAAACAUCAGUCCUGGCCUGCUGACCAAUGCCAGGAGGGCCUCAAGGUCUCAGGACACAGCAGACAAAAGAAAAGCUGAUGAAGCAGGUCUGAGUGACGGAGCCAAGCGACCAAAAAUAGACGGUGAUAUAUCAAGGGAGGCUAUAGAAGAAAUUUUGGCGGAGGCCAGUUCAGAUUGUGAUGCUGAGGAUGGUAUGGUUGGACCAGAGACACUGUGCCCCACCCAUGCAGCAAGGGACGAGCAGGCGCGGCAAGAAGAAAAAGAUGGUAAAAUUGACUUCCACAUCAUCAACAACUCCCUCAGCCACCGGCCCAGCAACCAGGUUUUUCUCUGGCUCAUCGAGGUCCAGAACCUCUUCUCUCACCAACUGCCUCGCAUGCCAAAAGAAUACAUCACACGCCUGGUCUUUGACCCGAAACACAAGUGUCUGGUGCUGGUCAAACAGAAGCACGUGAUUGGAGGGAUCUGCUUCAGGAUGUUCCCCACCCAGUGUUUCACAGAGAUUGUUUUUUGUGCUGUCACCUCCAGUGAACAAGUCAAGGGCUAUGGGACAACAUUGAUGAACCAUCUGAAAGAUUACCAUUUGCUCCACAAUAUCACACAUUUCCUCACAUUUGCUGAUGAAUUUGCCACUGGAUAUUUCAAGAAGCAGGGUUUCUCUAAAGACAUCAAGCUACCCAGAACCCAGUACGUGGGCUACAUCAAGGACUACGAAGGUGCAACACUGAUGGGCUGUGAGCUGUGUUCCAGGAUUAACUACACCGACUUCUCACGCGUCAUACGCAAGCAAAAAGAUAUUGUGAAGAAGAUAGCUGCCAAGAAAAGCAUGGAGACUGAGAAGGUGUACAGUGGGGUGGGCCUGUUCAAAGAUGGCGUCAAGCUUCCAAUACCACUGGAAUCUAUUCCUGGGCUGGUGGAAUCUGGUUGGAAACCACCGGUCAAGAAGGAGAAGGAGACUCCAUUGGACCCUGAUCAGCUGUACACCAGUCUUAGGACAAUUCUACAGCAAGUCAAAAGUCAUGCAAGUGCCUGGCCCUUUCUGAAACCAGUGGACAAGUCUGAGGCCCCGGAUUAUUAUGAUCAUAUCAAGUUUCCUAUGGACUUGCGGAGCAUGUCCGAGAGAUUAAAAGCCAGAUAUUACAUCCACAAACAUCUCUUCAUAGCUGACAUGAAUCGCAUCAUCACAAACUGUAGGUCCUACAAUGAACCUGACACGGAGUACUACAAGUGUGCCAACACUAUUGAGAAGUAUUACAUCACCAAGAUGAAAGAAGCAGGACAUAUGGACAAAUAGUGGCUGGACAAAUUUAGACUGGA